Messenger RNA from Prunus armeniaca (apricot), 759 nucleotides. The record is from the annotation of a GenBank genome assembly. NCBI's taxonomy places the organism in Eukaryota, Viridiplantae, Streptophyta, Magnoliopsida, Rosales, Rosaceae.
AUGGCAGCUUCAAGAACAACAUUAGUGAGCUUGGUUGUUGUGACCAUGCUCAUAGAAUUGGCCAUGGCAACCAGUUACAAUGUAGGAGGUCCGAAUGGCGGGUGGGAUUCGACUACCGACCUUCAAACUUGGGCAUCAUCCCAGACAUUCUUAGUAGGAGAUAAUCUCAAUUUUCAGUACGCACCAAGCCAUGAUGUGGUUGAAGUUUCAAAGGCAGACUAUGAUUCUUGCCAAGCAAGUAACUCAAUUCAGUCUUACAGUGGUGGCAGCACUACCAUUCCUCUGUCUUCUCCAGGCAAGAGGUACUUCAUCUGUGGAACAACUGGACAUUGUAGCCAAGGAAUGAAGCUAGAAGUGGACACUCUUGCAACUUCUGCUGCACCAACUGCUUCUCCUCUGAGCCCUGCUCCACAAGAAUCUCCUUCAAUCCCAGCCCCUUCUUCCUUGGACACUCCAUUGGCUCCAGAAGCUUCGACUGCCUCACCGGCACAAUCACCACAAUCUGCUUCGACUGCCUCGCCGGCACAAUCACCACAAUCUGCUCCCACUUUGUCCCCUGCUUUGCCAUCUGAGUUGCCCAUCAGUCCUGCAUCAAACCCAACCGACAUUCCUUCAACUGAAGCUCCUACUUCCAUCUCUCGAACCGGAUCUUCAGCACAACCAUCUUCCUCAUCACUUAACUGCAAAUUAGGCAGCCUCCAGGCGAGUCUCACUGUGGGGUUCAGUGCUGUUGUGAUCAUGUUGUUUCUAUCCCCCUAG